Piliocolobus tephrosceles (Ugandan red Colobus) is the source of this 6500-nucleotide messenger RNA. It is a transcript of the gene WFIKKN1, whose product is annotated as WAP, follistatin/kazal, immunoglobulin, kunitz and netrin domain containing 1. Lineage: Eukaryota; Metazoa; Chordata; Mammalia; Primates; Cercopithecidae. The record is from RefSeq and is a predicted model, not a curated record. The transcript is spliced from 4 exons. Gene Ontology annotation, cellular component: extracellular region. Bases 4793 to 6439 code for a protein of 548 amino acids. Gene Ontology annotation, biological process: transforming growth factor beta receptor signaling pathway. Gene Ontology annotation, molecular function: receptor antagonist activity; serine-type endopeptidase inhibitor activity; transforming growth factor beta binding.
CUGGGACCUGCGUUCUCACCUCACCUGGGCUGCAUGUCUCUCCUUGGCCAGUGUGGACGCUUCUACAUGCACUGCUGCUGCUUUCAGCGUCUGCACAGUACAUUUCACCGCCGCUUACUCGGCUGUCCUCCGAGGCUGGACAUUUAAUUUGUGUCUGGUUUGUUGUUAUCAGCGCUGCUGUGACACACAUCCUCAGUUACUUCCGAGUCAUGGGCUUGCCACACAGGAGGUUGCCACGCCGGAGGUUGCCACGCGGGAGGCUGCCAUGCAGGAGGGGGAUCCUUCUGGUGUAUGACAUCACCAACCGCUGGUCCUUUGACGGCAUCGACCGCUGGAUCAAGGAGAUCGAUGAGGUAGGCCUGGGUCCGGGGCGCCCUCCCGGGGAAGGCAGACUGGAUGGAGGUGCCUGGGCCCCAGGUAGGCUCUGGAUUCCCGCCUGCCACCCCUCCCGUGACCCUGGCUCUGCACCCUGCACUGUCCCACGGCCUACACCUGGGCAUGCUGGUCACUGCACGCAACGGCCGGGCAUGGAGCCCAGCAAGACCAGGAACUACGGGGCCACUUGGAAGGGCCGACAGUGUGGGGCCUGAGCCCUGGGCUCUGCCCACCUGGACUUCCCACGGCCCCCACCCAGUCAUAGGCCAGACAGUGAGGGCGGGCCCUGCUGAGGCUGUGGGUGGGUGGCGCCCUGCGUUUGUGCCUCUGCUGAGUUCUGUGCCCCCAGCAUGCACCCGGAGUCCCCCGGAUCUUGGUUGGAAACCGGCUGCACCUGGCCUUCAAGCGGCAGGUCCCGACGGAGCAGGCCCGCGCGUAUGCAGAGAAGAACUGCAUGACCUUCUUUGAGGUCAGCCCCCUGUGCAACUUCAACGUCAUUGAGUCCUUCACGGAGCUGUCCCGCAUCGUGCUCAUGCGGCACGGUAUGGAGAAGAUCUGGAGGCCCAACCGAGUGUUCAGCCUGCAGGACCUCUGCUGCCGGGCCAUCGUUUCCUGCACCCCCGUGCACCUCAUCGACAAGCUUCCACUGCCCGUCACCAUCAAGAGCCACCUCAAGUCGUUCUCGAUGGCCAACGGCAUGAACGCGGUCAUGAUGCACGGCCGCUCCUACUCCCUGGCCAGCGGGGCCGGGGGCGGCGGCAGCAAGGGCAACAGCCUCAAGAGGUCCAAGUCCAUCCGCCCGCCCCAGAGCCCCCCCCAGAACUGCUCGCGGAGUAACUGCAAGAUCUCCUAGCAGGGACAGGCAGAGCCGCCUGUGCAGAUGCCGGGAGGGCUCGAGCUGGACACUUCUGGCUGGAUGCCGGGCCAGUGCCACCUGCGUGGAGACUGGCCACACAGCUGCCUCCGAAGCACUGGGCUUUCCUCACAGCGGAGCCGGGUGCGAGGAGCAGCAUGCACAGAGCACGUGCAGCAGGCGGGAGGAGGGGCGCGGCUGGGCUGCUGGUGCUUCUUGGUCUGAGACAAGCCGGACCUCCCCAGCUGCCUGAGCUCGACCGGCGGGGAGCCUGGCUCGCCUUUCUUAUUUAUAUAGAGAACACUUCACCUUUUUUGUAUAUUUUAAGGGGCCUUCAGGGAAGCCUGGGUGUGGUCCCGUGGUGUGCUGGUGACUGCGUGGCCACGCCAGCUGUGGGGGCGCACUUGGGACGCCUCGGGAAGGGGAUUCGCAGCAGCGAUGGUCAGAGCGUCCUGUGAAUCCGUGCGCUGCAAGUGGCAGGGCUGCCCAGAGGCCGGGGGGAGCAGACGGGGCCGGUGCUUCCCCUGGAAGCUCGGGUGGCCUCAGUGGUCACUGUGCUGGCAGUGGGUGGAGGGUGUGGUCCUGUGGUCAGAGCCCAAGCAGCACUUAGGAGAGAGGAGAAAGGAGGUGCGCCUGGGAGCCCACACUUUUGUUGUUCCCCAAAUCCCUCCCCACGUGGGACUGAGAACUUUCCUGCUGUGAUGUUCUCACUGACCACUCAAAACUCAGAUCAUCAUCUCCCACCCUGGAGAGUGCAGAGCUAUCUGUAGACUUAUGAAUAUUCGAUGGGCGGUGGCAUCUGGGCCCCGGGCACCUGCGUGCAACCUCCUGUUCUCGGCAGCUUCUGUCGCUGGCCCUGGGGUCCCCACAGCUGCAGCUCUCCUGUGAGGUCGCACGGCGUCAGAACCAUCCUGACCUUCUUAGGGACAUGCCUGGAACCACCUCAUCCACGUCCACGUCCACCUGGGGACCUCGGGAGGCUAGGCCUCUCCUCGAAGGCCCACCAGCCCGGCACUCGUGCCGAGCCCCAGGGACGCAGGGCCGGCCACCUCUCUCCUGAAGCCAUUGGCCGCUCCUCCACCCAGUGCUUCUGCCCACGCCUGCCCCAGCAGCCCCUCUGCAGGGUAGCAGUUGCCUGAGCCUGCCCACAGCACUGGUGCUCACCUCUACCUCCUGCCCUCGGGCCACACAGCACGGCAUGGCCAGCACGCAGAAGGAGCCCUCCCGGGACCCAGGACCCCCGUGGUGGACUCCACGGCGCAAGCUUCCCAAGGUGGUCCCACGGACGGUGCUACUGGGCACCACUGGACUCGCCCCAUGGCCCAUUCCCAGGAGAUGAGGGCCGUAGCCUGCAUGAGCUGCCAGAUGAGUAAGGGAACCCCGGCCAGGGGGCCCUGCCACAGUCCCCAAAGACACUGGCCUCCUGCUCCAGCCUCCCUGUCCUGGCCCCACCUGUCCUGUUGCUGCCAGCAGGACCCUUGUUUGGGAUUAUGAACAAACCACACAGACUUUGAGGACCUACAUGGUCCUACAUUCACGGCAUCAACACUACCCGCACUGCUGUUAGACACUCCACCAUUCCUGGUUCUUUCGGAACCGUUCUUUGUACAGUAAAUGGAAUUCGGCUGUGGUCCCCACGUUUUGCUGUGUCUGGUGGGGUGGGUCUGGCAGUGGUGGUGCCCCGUGCCAGGGGCCAGUGCUGCUUUGUACCAGGCACUGACCUCUGGCCUUUGUUUUGCCUGCUGUCGCCUGCGCUGACCAGGCCGACCUGCGGCAGUUAGCUGGGUUCACCUCAAGAAAACGUGAGGGCUGCGGCUGGGCCUGGUCACGGCCAUUCUCCGCUUCCUGGUGGACGGGAUCCCAGCUGGGCUGUACCAAGCCCUCGCUCACAGCCCACGGCCCAUGGCAGCAGAUGGCCUGGGUGGAUUGUCCCCACCAGUAGCAGGACCCCAGAGGGCCAGGCCCUCCAGUCAGCCCCCUCAGCAGAGAGCAGCCUGCACUCUGGCCAAUCUGGGGUGCCUGCCAUGCCUGGCCCAGGGGUAUGUGGACAGCCCGGAGGUGUGCAAGCUGGAACGGGGCACUCCAGUUGGUACAGGGACCACAGCUUCAGGCUCAGGUGCCUACCUUUGCUGUUUCGUGGGCUCAUCCGGGCCUUAGGCCCCUCCCUGGCAGCUCCAGCCCAGCCGCCUGCAGCUGGGUCAGGCCUAGCUACCCCACCCCCGUCCCCUUGUAGAGCAGGGACUGUGGCGCCUGGAGGCAUCUCUGGGUCUCAUUCUGACCAGACCAUGCUCCUGUUACCCUGCCUCCCAGGUCAGAGGUCAGACACAAGGUCAGGGGGACACUCCCGGAGGCCCCAGACUUCUGGACCCACAGAGGGUUCGGAAAGGUAGAUUCCAAGCAGCCCUUUGUCCUGCACCAGCCAGGCCAGCCCCCUGCCCUCCCUGACGAGGAGGAGCCAGCCCGGGGGUGUGUGCCCCGCUGACGGGGUGGGGGGGCUGGGGCAGGGCAAGGCUCUGGUGCUCCAGGACACUUGCUUUCUCCAGCUGCAGACGCCCUUGCACUUGGCCUUCCCUCAGGCGGCGCCAUCCACGCAGAGCCGCGUCCAGGGCUGCGCAGUGCGUGGGCCGAGGCUCCGGCGUCAGCGUGUGGGGCUGUUCUUACGUUUGUGGGCGGCCACAGGCCUCUUCCUGCUGCACCUGCCCCGCCUUGGGGAUGGGCCUGAGCCCCAAGCCCGCAGCCUGGUUUCAGGGAUGGGAAUGCAGUCCUGCCAGGUUGGGCCCCACCCCACCAGGGGCAGCAGAGCAGAGAAGACUGGGCUGUGCUGGGCAUCCUGCAGGCCCCUGUGCCCCCACAACAGCCGUGGAACGGGAAGGAACCUCAAAGGAGCAGAGUGAAGCCCUCAGCCCGACCCUGACACACGUGACCGUUGCCAGACUGGACCUGACCUGGGGGACCCAGGCUGUGGUCAGCCACACUCCGCGGGGAGGGCCUGUGCCUGCCACCCCACAGCAUGGGAGCCUGGGGUCCAGAGGGCGUCAGGGACAAAAGCUGGGAUCUGCUGGCCCUGCCCCCACCCUCCUGAGGGUCGUCAAGGAGACUGAUCUCAGCCCAGGGGUGGAGGAAGGGGUUCGGGUUACAGGGUCCCCUCCCCUCCCCCUCUCCAGCCAGAUCCAGGCCUCCCCCGCCCCCGGUGACCCUCAUGGCUAGUGGCUCUGUGCUCCUGGGCCUCUGGCCCCUCCCCAACCUCCUCCCCUCUGCCCUGUGCUGACCAGGGCUGGGGAGCCCCGCACGGUUCAGACAGAGGGGCCAGGCUGAAGCUGGAGAGGAACCAGCGUCACACAGACGGCCUCUGAGAACUUGGGGACCGCGUAACCCACCCAGCAGGGGCGUCAGGACAAGCAUCUGCUGCAAGCUUUGGCCUCAGGGGCGAACGGGAGCCCCGGGGUUUGGGUGGGGGCGCCAACCACAGGCCCGGAGGGUGGAUGCCUGCAGGAAGCUGGGCUCGGCGGAGCCCGAAGAGGGGCUGGUGGCCACACCCCCCGGCCCCCUGGCUCGGCGGCCCCCAUGCCCGCCCCACGGCUACUCCUGCCGCUCCUGCUCCUCCUCCGGCUGACCUCGGGGGCCGGCUUGCUGCCAGGGCCGGGGAGCCACCCGGGCGUGUGCCCCAACCAGCUCAGCCCCAACCUGUGGGUGGACGCCCAGAGCACCUGUGAGCGUGAGUGUAGCGGGGACCAGGACUGUGCAACUGCUGAGAAGUGCUGCACCAACGUGUGUGGACUGCAGAGCUGCGUGGCAGCACGCUUCCCCGACAGCCCAGCCGCACCCACAACAGCAGCCUCCUGCGAGGGCUUCGCAUGCCCACAGCAGGGCUCCGACUGCGACAUCUGGGACGGGCAGCCUGUGUGCCGCUGCCGUGACCGCUGUGAGAAGGAGCCCAGCUUCACCUGCGCCUCGGACGGCCUCACCUAUUACAACCGCUGCUACAUGGACGCGGAGGCCUGCCUGCGGGGCCUGCACCUCCACAUCGUGCCCUGCAAACACGUGCUCAGCUGGCCGCUCAGCAGCCCGGGUCCACCGGAGACCACUGCCCGCCCCACACCCGGAGCCGCGCCAGUGCCUCCUGCCCUGUACAGCAGCCCCUCCCCACAGGCGGUGCAGGUGGGGGGUACGGCCAGCCUCCACUGCGACGUCAGCGGCCGCCCGCCACCUGCCGUGACCUGGGAGAAGCAGAGUCACCAGCGGGAGAACCUGAUCAUGCGCCCUGAUCAGAUGUACGGCAACGUGGUGGUCACCAGCAUCGGGCAGCUGGUGCUCUACAACGCGCGGCUCGAAGAUGCCGGCCUGUACACCUGCACCGCGCGCAAUGCGGCUGGCCUGCUGCGGGCUGACUUCCCACUCUCCGUGGUCCAGCGAGAGCCGGCCAGGGACAGAGUCCCCAGCAUCCCAGCCCCGGCCGAGUGCCUGCCGGAUGUGCAGGCCUGCACGGGCCCCACCUCCCCACACCUUGUCCUCUGGCACUUUGACCCACAGCGGGGUGGCUGCAUGACCUUCCCGGCCCAUGGCUGUGACGGGGCGGCUCGGGGCUUCGAGACCUACGAGGCAUGCCAGCAGGCCUGUGCCCGUGGCCCCGGUGACGCCUGCGUGCUGCCUGCCGUGCAAGGCCCCUGCCAAGGCUGGGAGCCGCGCUGGGCCUACAGCCCGCUGCUGCAGCAGUGCCAUCCCUUCGUGUACGGUGGCUGCGAGGGCAACGGCAACAACUUCCACAGCCGUGAGAGCUGCGAGGAUGCCUGCCCUGUGCCCCGCACGCCACCCUGCCGCGCCUGCCGCCUCCGGAGCAAGCUGGCGCCGAGCCUGUGCCGCAGCGACUUCGCCAUCGUGGGCCGGCUCACGGAGGUGCUGGAGGAGCCCGAGGCUGCCGGUGGCAUCGCCCGCGUGGCGCUCGAGGAUGUGCUCAAGGAUGACAAGAUGGGCCUCAAGUUCUUGGGCACCAAGUACCUAGAGGUGACGCUGAGUGGCAUGGACUGGGCCUGCCCCUGCCCCAACAUGACGGCGGGCGACGGGCCGCUGGUCAUCAUGGGCGAGGUGCGCGAUGGUGUGGCCGUGCUGGACGCCAGCAGCUAUGUCCGCGCCGCCAGCGAGAAGCGCGUCAAGAAAAUCUUGGAGCUGCUGGAGAAGCAGGCCUGCGAGCUGCUCAACCGCUUCCAGGACUAGCCCCGACGAGGGGCCUGCGCCGCCCCGUCUUGCUGAAUAAACGCGCUCCCUGUGCCCCAGA